This is a messenger RNA of Schistocerca gregaria, 1651 nucleotides long. RefSeq lists its product as uncharacterized. The record is from RefSeq and is a predicted model, not a curated record. Gene Ontology annotation, molecular function: ADP-ribose diphosphatase activity; NAD binding; NADH pyrophosphatase activity. Lineage: Eukaryota; Metazoa; Arthropoda; Insecta; Orthoptera; Acrididae. The transcript has 6 exons. The coding region runs from base 439 to 1428 and encodes 329 amino acids.
UGUAGAAAUAUUUCUUCUCUAUGCUGCGUGUCCGUGAGUUCUUACCAGGGCGAACAUGGAGGUAAGAAUAAAUUUUCUUACCUCCAUGAGGGUGAAUCACAGGAGGUGGCGUAGCUCGUACUGUCGAACAAUCAUUGGGGCGGCGGUGAAACAUGGCUCGUAAUACAAAAAUUGGAAACUCAGACGCCGAGUAGUAUUCAUGCCGAAAGUUUUUCUAAGGGGGCGAAUACAGUAGCUUUCAAAAUCCGAAAUCGCUUGAAAAAAAGAAUUCCAAUAAAUAAAAGGUAAUUUCUUUUGGAAAGAGGAAAACACUAAUGUAGUUAUCCCGUACGUUCUGUUUGUCAGGGUCGUGCUUUAUCAUUAUCACUUGCUACUAGCAAAUUCUUCUCAUUUUUUAUUGCGUAACGAUUACAUUCUCCAUUUGCAGUAUAGCAUGAAAUGAUUUUUUCCUUCAUUAGUGCUCUGCAAGUUAUCUACAUCGGAAGAAAGAUCAGUCACAAAGCGUAUGUGCUAAUACCUCGAUGCCAGCCUCGUGUGUUACAAAGAAAUAAUACAUUUAACCGAACGGAACUUCAGACAAAAUAUUGUAAGAAGACAGGAACAACAGUAAGGAAAAUGAGCCUUCCAGAUUCAGCUACAGUUACUUGCAAUCUUUUUAAAGGCAAGAAGGAUCGGUUUGGUGGCAUAAUUGUUGAUUCAGAAGUGGAGAGUUCUGAUGAUAACUUCAGCACCAAACUCCUAAAGUCCCUUGAACAUUGGUCAGAACAGAAUGUCCGUGCAGUCUGGUUCAGAGUAGCCUUAAAACAUGCAGAUUGGGUUCCAGUGUUAGCAAAGAAUGGUUUCGUGUUUCACCAUGCAGAACCAUUGAGCGUUUCCAUGGUCAAGUGGCUGCCAAUCACAGAAAUAUGCAAUAUUCCGCAAUAUGCACAUACAAUGAUAGGAGUAGGUGCUGUUGUUGUAAACAAGGACCAAGAACUAUUGGUUGUUCGGGAACGCUUUCAUACAGUACCUCACUGGAAACUGCCCGGUGGAUAUUUAGAACCAGGUGAAGAUAUUCCAGAUGCUGCAAUAAGAGAAGUCCAGGAAGAAACUAAUGUCCAGACAGAAUUCAGAUAUCUUAUUUGUUUCCGACAUACUCAUGGUGCUAAUUUUGCCUGCUCAGAUAUUUAUUUUAUUGUCUGCCUGACUCCUAUUUCUGAAUCAAUAACAAAAUGUGACCAUGAGAUUGCAGAUUGUCGGUGGAUGAAGAUUUCAGAUUAUUUGACUGAUCCUGGAGUCAUUGAAACCAACCGAUUUUUCCUGAGAAAAUAUCUUGAAUAUGAGAAGUCGGGAAGCAUUGUGGGAUGUGUAAAAAAUAUUCAUCCACUUCUUAAGAAACCUCAAUGUUUAUAUAGUAUAGAUAAUAUGAAGGAUGCAUCCAAAAUAUAGGAAACCAAUCUCUAAAUGUAGGUAGCAAAAGUAACAGUAUGGUGGUCAUUCCUUCUCAGUUGACAAAAAUGGUUAAUGAAAUAUAUUCAAACAUAUAAUCAUUACUAUGUUGCAUUUGUAUUACACACUGAUGUCAUAUUAACCAAUUAUGAUGAAAUGGCUGGAACUGUUGCAGUGUAAUACAUAUUAUUAUUUAAUUCAAGAUAUAACUAUUACCUCAUUA